Molecule: messenger RNA, 801 nt
Organism: Megalops cyprinoides (Indo-Pacific tarpon)
Lineage: Eukaryota; Metazoa; Chordata; Actinopteri; Elopiformes; Megalopidae
Product: trypsin-3-like
Exons: 5
Coding region: 1-801 (266 amino acids)
Biological process (GO): proteolysis
Molecular function (GO): serine-type endopeptidase activity
Source: RefSeq, a predicted model, not a curated record
AUGGGCUCUGCUGAACUGGGGGAAUCCUCUCUGGAGUGGAGGGGGGUCAUCUCGGCCUGUCCCUCCUGCUCACUGGCAUGGACGUCCACAGUUGCCUCCCCAGUGGAGGUUAAUGAAACCAUCAUUGGAGGGUGGGACUGCAAACCCAAUGAGGCCAAGUACCAGGUUUUACUGACUGACAGAAAACGCAAUGUGAAGUGUGGAGGCUCCCUACUCUCUUCCAAGUGGGUCCUCACUGCUGCACACUGCGAUUCUAGUGAUCUUAAGGUGUACGUCGGCCUCCAGGACCUUAAAGACCUUAAUGACAUGAAGAAAAAAUUUCAACCUGUUAAGGUCAAAAGCAAAAUAAAACAUCCAGAGUAUGUAAAAAGAGAACUCCUGAAUGACAUCAUGCUGAUAAAGUUGAAGAAGGAGAUUAAGACUGCCAGUUUAGUACAUCUACCUACUGAAUGCAAAAAGCAUGGUGAUAAGGCUCCAGAAAAGAAAGACCUUCUUGUUGCUGGCUGGGGAAGUCUUGGAGGUGGAGAGAAUCCAAAAUCCCCUACUAAACUCCAGUGUGUGAUAAUCCAAAAGGCAAAGUGUCCAUCCGAUUUAGACCCACCAAUCACCCCUGAUGCCUUCUGUGCAGGAAAAGGAAAUCAGAAAACAAGAUGUGGUGACUCUGGAGGAGGUCUGGUGUAUAAGAAAGAGGUGUAUGGAGUGGUUCAAUCUGACUUUGACCCUGAUGAUGAUUAUCCAAGCAUAUUCACAAGUGUGUGCUUCCACUUGGCCUGGAUCAAAAAAGAGACCAAGCUGUCAUAG